Ostertagia ostertagi is the source of this 789-nucleotide messenger RNA. Lineage: Eukaryota; Metazoa; Nematoda; Chromadorea; Rhabditida; Trichostrongylidae. The record is from the annotation of a GenBank genome assembly.
AUGUUCGGAAUGAGUCGCCGAUGGGCGGAGCGUGCCGCCCAUCCCGAAAACGACACGUGGCCGGGUGGUGUUCACAACAGCAUCUGCUUGUUCGUUGCCGGUUGCGUUUCUUCCUUUCUCCCUUCUCCAACUUUCAACAAAAUGGCCACCAUGGGAAUGCCCGCUACUCGCCACUCUGUCUACGUUGGAAACAUCCCUUACCAGACUACUGAGGAUGCAAUCGGAAAUCACUUCAGCCAAGCUGGACACGUUACCAACGUGAGAAUCGUCUACGAUCGUGAAACUGGUCGCCCAAAGGGUUUCGGAUUCUGUGAGUUCUCUGAUGAGGCUGGAGCUCAAAAUGCAGUCAACACUCUCAAUGGAACGGAUUUCAAUGGCCGUUCGCUCCGUUUACCGUAUCUGCCGUCAUUCAGGCUCAAGUGGGCGGUGCCGACCGCAGAUUGCGCCGGCCCGAGCGUUGGCCUAUUACUCUCCGAGCUUUUCUGCUCAUAUCCGGUUGUUCCUCUCUCCUUGCUUACAUAUUCUUCAGAAAAAAUGGCUACUCGUCACUCCGUUUACGUUGGAAACCUCCCCUACCAAACCAGCGAGGAAGCAAUCGGAAACCACUUCAGCCAAGCCGGAAAUGUCACCAAUGUCAGAAUAGUCUACGAUCGUGAGACUGGACGCAUGAAGGGAUUCGGAUUCUGUGAGUUCUCUGAUGAGGCUGGAGCUCAGAAUGCUGUCGAUACUCUCAAUGGAGCCGAUUUCAAUGGACGACAACUUCGAGUCAACUACGCCAACAAGAACUGA